Pleuronectes platessa (European plaice) is the source of this 7735-nucleotide messenger RNA. It is a transcript of the gene xrn1, whose product is annotated as 5'-3' exoribonuclease 1. Gene Ontology annotation, cellular component: nucleus. The coding region runs from base 154 to 5316 and encodes 1720 amino acids. Gene Ontology annotation, biological process: rRNA catabolic process; nuclear-transcribed mRNA catabolic process. NCBI's taxonomy places the organism in Eukaryota, Metazoa, Chordata, Actinopteri, Pleuronectiformes, Pleuronectidae. The record is from RefSeq and is a predicted model, not a curated record. The transcript has 41 exons. Gene Ontology annotation, molecular function: 5'-3' RNA exonuclease activity; RNA binding.
GCGGCGGAAUGUUUUAGUAGACGGACCACGGACAACUAGCUAGUUAGCCGCCGUUGGAAACAAAACCUGACUCCAGUGAGAACAAGUAGCAAUCCACGGCUGUAUUUUACCCACAUAGCUGAACGUCUGUACGCCCGGUUCGAAGAGGUCAAGAUGGGGGUCCCGAAAUUUUACCGAUGGAUUUCCGAGCGCUAUCCAUGUCUCAGUGAAGUUGUAAAGGAACAUCAGAUCCCAGAGUUUGACAAUCUCUAUCUGGACAUGAAUGGGAUCAUCCACCAGUGUUCCCACCCGAACGACGAAGAUGUCCACUUUCGCAUCUCGGAGGAAAAGAUUUUUGCAGACAUCUUCCAUUACCUGGAGGUGCUCUUCAGGAUCAUUAAGCCCCGCAAGGUCUUCUUCAUGGCUGUGGAUGGGGUGGCACCGAGAGCAAAGAUGAACCAGCAGAGGGGAAGGAGAUUCAGGUCCGCCAAAGAAGCAGAGGACAAGAUAAAGAAAGCCCUGGAUAAGGGAGAGGUCCUUCCCACAGAAGCUCGCUUCGAUUCCAACUGUAUCACUCCAGGCACUGACUUCAUGGCAAGACUUCAGGAGCAGCUCAAAUACUUUGUCCACAACAAAAUCUCCACUGACAAGAUGUGGCAGAAUGUCAGAGUGUUCCUGUCUGGCCAUCAGACCCCAGGGGAAGGAGAACACAAGAUCAUGGAGUUCAUUCGCUCUGAGAACACAAGGCCGGGUCACGACCCCAACACCCGACAUUGCCUAUACGGCCUGGAUGCUGACCUGAUAAUGUUGGGUUUAACCAGCCACGAGCCAAACUUCUCCCUGCUGAGAGAAGAGGUCCGCUUCGGAGGAAAGAAAAACCAGAAAAGGAUAACGGCUCCAGAGGAGACAACUUUUCACUUACUUCAUUUGUCUCUGAUGAGGGAGUACAUCGACUAUGAGUUCUCUGGGCUCAGGAAUCAUCUUGGUUCUGAUUAUGACUUGGAGCGAAUAAUAGAUGACUGGAUUCUAAUGGGCUUCCUUGUGGGAAAUGAUUUCAUCCCUCACCUCCCUAAUCUGCACAUUAACCAUGAUGCUUUGCCUUUGUUGUACAAGACCUACAUCAGUGUACUUCCCAGCUUGGGAGGUUAUCUGAAUGAGAACGGUCAUCUGAACCUCAGAACCUUUGAGAAAUACCUGGAAAAGUUGGCUGAGUUCGACCGGGAACAUUUUAGCGAUGUGUUUGUGGACCUGAAGUGGUUUGAGAGUAAAGUUGGCAACAAGUAUCUGAACGAGGCAGCUGGACUUGCUGCAGAGAAGGAAGCUGCUUCCAAAAACACAAAAAAGAGAGAGGAUUCUUCUGUCAGUCUGGCACCUCUGAGCUCAUCAGAAGGAGCGGCUAGAGAACGAAAGGGAAAGACGGCAGAAGAUGACGAUGAGGAGGAUAUGUUUGAAACAGAAUUCAGACAAUACAAACGCACCUACUACAUGACAAAGAUGGGCGUGGAUGUGGUUUCUGAUGAGUUUCUUGCCGAUCAGGCCAAGUGUUAUGUUGAAGGCAUCCAGUGGAUUCUCCACUACUAUUACCACGGGGUUCAGUCCUGGAGCUGGUACUACCCCCACCACUACGCCCCCUUCCUUUCUGACAUCAGGAAUAUAUCUGGGUUAAAACUGACCUUUGAUAUAGGGAAACCCUUCAUGCCCUUCCAGCAGCUUUUGGCCGUCCUGCCUGCUGCCAGUAUGGAGCUGCUCCCUGCGUCUUACAGGCACCUGAUGAGCAGUGAAUUUUCACCCAUUAUCGAGUACUACCCACUUGACUUUAAAACGGACCUCAACGGCAAGCAGCAGGAGUGGGAGGCUGUGGUGCUCAUCCCCUUCAUAGAUGAGCGGUGUUUACUAGCAGCUAUGGAGCCCUGCAAUGACAAUAUGACUAAAGCAGAGAAAGCCAGGAACUGCCACACAGAGUGCGCAGUCUACUCGUAUGACAAAGAGACAGACGUCCCAUACACCUCCUCCCUUCCUGAGUUGUUCCCUGAUAUCCCCCACUGCCACUCCAGAGUCGAGAACAUCCCCAUGGACGCCUGGCAUGUGCGUUUGGACCAUGUCCACAGGCGACUGGAUCGCUCGUCUCUGUACUUCUGUGGCUUCCCCACUCUGCAACACAUCAAACACAAGUUCUUUAAGAAGAAGAGCGGUGUGGUCGUGUUCCAGCAGAGCAGCAGAGGGGAGAACAUGAUGCUCCAGAUUAUUCCCAGCGAGGAAGGAGAGACGAUAUGUGACGAUGCUGCUGCACAAGUACUGGGGAAGUCUGUGUUCGUGAACUGGCCCCAUCUAGAAGAAGCUCGCAUCAUUGCAGUGACAGAUGGAGACACUAAGUUCUGUCUGGAGGAACAUCCAAGUGUACAGAGACUGUAUGACGGCUCCUCCACUCCCCCUCCCACCAGAGUCAUCCGUGUGUCAGACAAGGACCAGAAGGAUUGGGUGAAAGAUGUUCAGGGAAUCACUGAAUAUUUCUUGAAACGGAAAGGCAUCAUGGUGAAUGAGACAUCGGUGGUUUUGUAUGGCCAGUUGCUGACAGGAAGGAAGUAUGUCCCCAAAGCCGAUGGAGUUGUGGAACUAGAGAAGCAGUGGGCGAAACAAAUUCUCCCCUUCGCCUACCAGACCGUGGUCAAGGACAUCGAGGCCUUUUACUCAUCUCUGACGUGUUUUACGAGCUUGGAUGAACUCUUUCCUCAAGCAACGACGGUCUUCAUGGUGGGGAACCCGUACUACGGUAACAUGGGGGAGGUGCAAGAUUCCAGUGACGUCAUCAAAGACGGUCGCGUCCGUGUGGUCUUCAACGUGCCGCAUGAGCCACAGCUGGAGCCUUUAAUCCAGAAUCAGCAUAAAUACUGUGUGAAAUACAGUCCUGGAUAUGUUCUGGCGUCUCAUCUCGGCAUCUCCGGCUACCUCGUGUCCCGCUUCUCAGGAAGCAUCUUUAUUGGGAGAGGCUCUAAGAAGAAUCCUUGUGGGGAGCAAAAAGCCAACGUUGGCUUGAACCUGAAGUUCAACAAGAAGAACGAAGAGGUUCCUGGAUACACCAAGAAAACUGAAAAGGAGUGGCUCUACUCGGCUGCUGUGGAGGACCUGCUAGCUGAAUACGUGGACAGAUUUUCUGAGGUAUUCAACCUGGUGUCCAGGAACAGUCAUGAUGAUGUUUUCUAUGAAGACGACGUCUGGCCUGCGGCAGACCAGAAUGGGGCCCAGAAAGUUGCUGAAAUCACUUCAUGGUUGAAAAGUCACCCAGUCAACUCCAUCGGCAGGUCGUCAUGUGAUCUACAGGUGCUGGACUCUGCCAUUGUGGAAAGGAUCGAGGAUGCAGUUGAGAAAACUAAGGUGAAGAAGAGCACUAGGAAAGUCCGCGUGACUGUUAAACCUCAUCUACUCUUCAGGCCGUUGGAGCAGCAGCAGGGUGUAGUUCCAGACCCAGACGCAGAUUAUCGCCUGUUUGACCGAGUCGUCAACGUCAGGGAGAGCUUCAGUGUCCCACUGGGGCUCAGAGGAACUGUCGUCGGUAUUCAAGGAGCGGAGCGUGAGGCAGAGGUUCUCUAUGAAGUGCUGUUUGAUGAAGAGUUUGCUGGUGGUCUCAACAUCAGGUGUUCAUCACCUCGUGGUUACCGCCUCCCCCCCUGCGCUCUCAUCAAUCUUUCCCACGGUGCCCGAGUGGAUCAGACCUCCCACAAACUCACCGCCAUCGUCAAACCUCAGCCCGCAAGUGGCGCUAACUUCCACUCACACAGGCAGAUGACUGGCCUCAACCAUUCGCCAAGGUCACCCUUUAUACCCACACAGCAUAACAACAAACACAGUGGGGGAAAGGCAGCCUCCCAGGGCAACAGAAACUCCCCCUCUAAAGGUCCCAUCCAGAAACAACAGGGCAGGAAUAAAGAAGAGUACGGAAAUGUGUGGCAGUCAAUGCAGAGCAUGGGCCCUCCGAAUAAACCUCCUGCCCACUGGCAGAAUAAUGAAGGACACAACCAACAGGGGAAGAACCUGCACACAACCUCUAACAAUGCUGCCCCAGUUGGUGGCAUCAGGCUGUUGAAGAAAAAUGAGGAACCUGACUUCCUUCUCCCUUCACAGAACACAGGCAAUAAGACUUCGACCGAGUUUGAGGAUCUCAUUGCCAGUCUAAAGAUCUCUACGGGUAAUCAGCAGACCCCACCUCCUCCAACUCCUCCACAAGCACCCACCACCCAGUCAGAUGGCCCCCUGUCUCCACAGUCCUUCGCCAUGAAGGGAACCAUGGUACUGAAGGAGAUGCUGAAGAUUGAUUCCGGCACAGGUGGCCCCCCUUUCCUGGACACUGCUCAAACACCCCCCUCUGGAGGCCAGCAGCAGAAUAGAAGACGAUCAUCCAAGAAACUAGCUGCAAAGAUGAAUUCCCCCCAUGGUGACACAGCUUCUCCUGUAUCAGCCGCCUCCCCCAACCUCUCCAAUGCUUUGUUUACCAGUAAGGUGUCAGAGCUGGCAUGUGUCUGUGUGGGGCUAGGAAUGGUACCACCCGAUUUCAGCUUUAUGCGUAACAGACAGGGUCACGUCGUGUGUCAGGUGAAACUAUCCAAUGGAUUGAUGGUUCACGGUCCACAGUGCCAGUCUGAAAAUGAUGCCAAGGAGAAAGCUGCUUUCUUUGCCCUCCAAAGACUGAACUCAGUGGGAUCGGGCUUCCCACUCCCACCUGCUCUAUACCCAGGAGUGGGUCAGAUACGACCUCCACCCAUGGGAGCCAUGAACCGGGUCUUUAACCAGCAAGGUGGUAUACUGUUGCCCCCACAGGGUUUUGGCCCUGGCCCUAUGUGGGGAAUGGCACUGCCCCCGCACCACCAGAAUCAACCGUUUUAUGGAGCCCCAGGAACCUUCCCUGGUCCCCCCCGGCACCAGCCUGCACCAGCAACGGUGCCCAUCGGCUCCCACAACCAGUUCAUCCCGUUACAAGUGACCAAGAAGCGGGUCUCGGCCAACAAGAAGAACGGGGACACCCGAGAGUUUUACAGCGCCGCACACACUGUGGCCAGGAACCACUCACACAAACCCCCAAACCAGCCCUCUGGCCAAUUUCAAUUUCACAGUGAACCACAGAGCGGUCAGGUCAACCAGACCCACCAACAUGCCACCAACAGCAACCCCACUAUGUCCGCUACCAGUCUAGCUGAUGGUCUUUCCACAACGACCGCAUCCCCGCACACCCCCCCAAGGCAAAACAACCCAGCAACAGGUCACACCCCUGGCUCUGGCUCCGCCUCCAAGAGGAAGCACAGGAAGCUGGCUGUCAACUUCGAGGCGGCUAAAGUCUCAGAGUGAUGAGCUUGGGGUGUGUGUAGUUUUUUUUAAGCUGCUGUUUCAAAGCCUGACUCAAAAUCUCAAAAAGAAAGUUUCUUUUCACUCAACAUUUUAACGUAAAAGCAGCUUCAGUUUCCUCACUUUAGUCUUUAAUGAAUGUGGAUCUGAAUCAGAACACGGGGGCUCUUUAAGUAGAUUUAAAGGAAAAUUGAUUUAUUACAGCUUCUAUUUUUGUAGCUCCUAUUCAGGCAACUGCUAGGAUCAGGACAACAUGGCGGCAUCAUUGAAACAGCAAAUAUAAGCACUGGUUGUAAACAAAACAGGCCAACAGUACCAUUACAUAACAUGUAAACAUCCAAAGCUGCUGAUGUGAGAAUUAAUAGCAUCGCCAUUAAUUUUCAGCCCCAAAUCCAUCAAUGUUUCAGAAAACAGGUUCUCUGACUGUCGCCAUGUUUGAAAAUGUCAGCAGGUUUGAUGAGUACUGUGCUACUACCAUCAUGGAUUCUUCAGACUCCUCAUGUUCUCUCGGUUAUUGAACUCAGCCCGGUGAGACUGGUCAACAGUCACAGUGACCAAGACCUAGUGAACACUGCCUUAAAGGUGCCUCAUUUUUUAUUAAAUAUGCAUUUUAGGGGAAAAAAACUGUUGAAACCGAAUACAGGACUCAACAUCAUAAUUUAGCAAUUAAAAGAUGUAUUAUCUUAGACCUAUACACAAUAUUUCCACAAAAAGCUUUGCUCAUGUUUUGACAUAACUGCAGUUUGAUUGAAUGUGGCCUUUCCUGUACAGCCUCCCCACAUUUCACUCUCCAUCCUAACUCCUUCAAAUCGUUGCAGUUGAUUUAAGGACAGGAGAGUUCUCACGCUGCUGUCUUCCUGAGUCGAGGACCUCAUGACCCCGUUCAGACCUGGUAUUGACAUCCAUCCUGAGGGAUCCCAUCACAAGUGUUCAGCUCUGAGUUCAGGUCUGACCGAACCCAAAUGUGACCCGAGACGCGAUCAAAAACAGAUUAGGUGGUCGUCUGACAUGGCCACAUCCUUUUUUCUGAAAGUGAAUGCGUCCUGGGCCACAUAUUAAAGGACCGCCCACUCAGCUAACGUCCUCUGACCCGCUGCAGUUUUUUUUUUGCCACAAUAUCAACACUGACCACCAAAUAAUGACUGAAACUUUUGUUAAAUUGAUCAAAUCUUUCCUCUAUAGCUGCGCAAAUUCAAUUAUGAAUUCCUUCAGCCGCUCCCGACUCCUCUCUGGUUUAUUUUCUUAAGCAGGAAGUGAAAGAAGAUCGUAAGUGGUCACAUGUUAAUACCAGGUGUGAACAGACAGUCUUAACACUGUCCACUUGUGAUCAGAUCUCCCAGGAACGGAGGCCAGUACCAGGUCUGAACCGGGCAUGUGGCCACACACACUGGGAACCAUCAUCUGAAUGCUGAUUUGUUGAGAUCUAUGGUCACAUCGGGAUGUUUGGGAAACGCCCUCGGAUCAAAUUUGGAUGUUGGUUUUCAGGGACAUGUGGCCGUGACAGACGCUCUCUUCGUACUCGAGCCUCAGAUUUGCACUGCAGCGAUCGCUCUCUGAGUAAUGUUGGAUAUUUGCAUGUUUGUAUGUUCAGAGAACUGUGUUUGGGCCUUGUUUUGUUUAGGGAGUGUCGAGUAGAGAGAUCACCCGUCUGUCAUGGCUACACUUGUACAUAGUGCUCACACAUUCAUGAAUCAUUACAGCCAUUUGUAUAAAAAAUACACCAGUGUUGGAUCAGCUGUGUGAAUCAGGCCGACAUUGAUGACGUUUUUCAAUGUAACCCAAUUAAUGACUAGCAGAGUCUCACUCAGCGUCCUCAGUGAGACGUAGAACCUCCAGAGUUUUAUAAUUUCCAGUUUGUUUUUAUGAGCUGGACCCUGUGAAGUCCUUUAUUUUAUUGUUGCAGUUUACAGAAUGGUUUUAAUCUUGACAAAAAAAUGCAACUAGAUACAAGACCAAUCUUGUCUGGAGAUUGUUGGCAGAUUUUACACAGGUGGAAUUUGUUGGUCUAUUUUCUUGCUUUCACUCAGAUAAGUUCACAAAAAUGUUUUACCAUACUUUUGACAUUUUAAAUGAAAAUACCAAAAUUUGAGCCAAAAAAUAGGAUUCUAUUGAUUGUAUGAAGACUCCUGACUUGUGACAGAUGUUGCAUUAGGAAAUAUUGUUUGUCCGUCAAACUUUUUUGGUUUCAAUCUGAUACUUUUUAUUGAAUCUUCAGAGGGGUGUGGCAGAAAAAGUCACUAUUGACAUUAGGAGAAAGCAUUAAGUAAGCUUGCAAAUAGGUUAUUUUAUGUUUUUUAUUUGUGUAAAUGAAGCCAAACAGCAAUGUAACUCCUGUCAGUAACCAGUACUGAUAUAUUCCUGUUAUAUAUCACUGCCUGUGUAUCACUCUAUAAACAUUGUUCCCAUUAAAUUCUAAAAUCUC